This is a messenger RNA of Culex quinquefasciatus (southern house mosquito), 2708 nucleotides long. RefSeq names its product zinc finger protein 595. The transcript is spliced from 5 exons. The record is from RefSeq and is a predicted model, not a curated record. Lineage: Eukaryota; Metazoa; Arthropoda; Insecta; Diptera; Culicidae. Gene Ontology annotation, molecular function: zinc ion binding. Gene Ontology annotation, cellular component: nucleus. Bases 219 to 2666 code for a protein of 815 amino acids.
CGGUUAUUCGAACUCAACCCGAAUUCUACCCACAACCAGACUUUUUCUCGACUGGGAAUCACGUUGAAAACCGCGAAGUUCAUCAAAGUGGUCGCAGGCAUAAAAACGGCGAUAGUCCUCCGGAAAGCGAACCAGCUGGCGCACGGCACCUGUCGCCUCCGGAACACACCGGGGAACGCAGCAGGGCAUUUCUGAAACGAAAUUCCGGACGCGAUUUAAUGCCCUGCUGCGUCACCGGGUGCCCCGGAAGCGUCCGACUGGUUCAGUUUCCGUCCGACAGCGUACUCCGUCGACGCUGGCGCGAUGUCAUCACGCUUGCGGCCGGAACCGGCCCGACCGUGGAGGAGCAUUCGCUGGAGCUGUGCGAAGACCACUUUGAACGGGAUUCGAGUCCUGCGGAGCGCUACCGCGAACCGACGCGGUUCAGCGAUCGAUCAGGACAUCCGGUGGAGCUCGGCAGCUGUCGGUUGUGCCACCGGUUCGAGGUCGCUUCUCGAUUGUACUCGCUGGAUGGACCGAUGGCCGAUGUGGCCAUCGGGACAGUUCUGCGUGAAUCGUUUAAGGUUCAGCUUGGUGAUGACGAUUUUCUACGGUUCAUCUGUGGGGUCUGUUUGACCCAGGUUGGAAUGGUUCUGACCAUACAGAAGUCGUUCCUCAUCAAGGGAGAUCCUGGCGUUGAAAAUCGGGACAGAACCGACCCGCUAGCGGAAGUGACCUGCUGCCGGCUGUGCCAUCGUUACGAACCAACCAAUACGAUGUGCUUCCUGGAUGACGACCUGACGGAUGGUGUGACCAUCGGUUCGACGCUGAACGCGAUCCUCCAGUCGGAAGACGACUUGGCGCAGCUCAUCUGCUUGAACUGCUUGGCAAAGAUCGAUUUGAUGAGAAGCGUUCAGAGCUUCUUCGUCGGUAAGGAUGAAGAGUUUCGGGGUUGGCAACGGGAGGGUCUGGUCACCGUGGAUCUGGACUGCCAUCCAGAGCUGCUGCUCGAGGUUAAGGUGGAGCCGGUUGAGAUUCAGGAGACGGCGAGGAAGGGUAGAAAGAGGAAGGCGAAAGAGAAAGAGCCAAAGAUGGUCAAAGAAAAGCCGAAGAUUGAGUGCAAGAUCUGCAACAAGAAGUUUGCGAAAAAUCACAGUCUUAAUUUCCACAUGCUGAUUCACACGGGCGAACUUCCGCACAAGUGCUCUCAUUGCGAUGCCAGCUUCCGGAUGAGUACGGAGUUGAGCAAGCACGUAAUGGGAGUUCAUGAGGGUAAGACAGCGUACGAUUGUAAGGAGUGCAAUGUUCCGCUGGCAACGAAGACGGAAUACUACCGGCAUCGCAAAACGGCCCACGCAACAGGUUACAAGAGAGUCGCUGUUUUGUACCGAUGUCUGGUAUGCGAAAAGUCCUGUAAGAGUGUUGGCGAGAUACGCAAUCACAUUGAGGCGCUUCACGCGGAGAACUAUCCGUACCUGGAGUGUCCAGAAUGUCCAAAGUCACAGCUGACGUGCGCUGCUCACGUCAAAGUUCACGGGUACUACAAGCAUCCAGACAAUGGAACCGUUGAACGAUUCCCUUGCGAUACGUGCGGCAAAGACUUUGACAAGAAGACACUGCUGCAGAAACACGUGCGAGCUGUGCAUUCGGAACCCGGAACUAGCAAGGAAUAUGCCUGCUCACAAUGCGACAAAACCUUUCGCUUGUACUCAACGUACCACCGGCACAAGGGCACUCACACUGGAAUCAAGCGGUACGCUUGUACGAUCUGCGAGCAGACCUUUAGUCAGCCAACCAGCCUGAAGUACCACAUGCGGAACGUUCACACCCUGGAAAAGCCGUUCCGCUGCGAAGACUGUGGAGAUUCCUUCCGUCUCAGCUCCGCCUUCAACAAGCAUCGAGACAAGUAUCACUCCCCGAACGCCGUCGUCGAAGACAAGGUUGCCUGUCCGACCUGCCUCGAGGAGUUUCUCACCAAGUCACUGCUCCAGCAGCACGUGCGUAGCGUCCACGAGGAGCGGAAAGAGUUCGCGUGCCUUGAGUGUGGCAAGGUUUACAAAAACUUUGCCAAUCUCAACCGGCAUCGGGAUUCGCACAACGAGACGCGCAAGCAUCCGUGCAGCUUUUGCGACAAAUCCUUUACGCAGCAGAUUUCCCUCAACAAUCACAUCCGGAACCGGCACACCGGCGAAGAGCCGUUCAUGUGCGCCGAUUGCGGCGAAACCUUCAGGGAUAGCUCCGUGUUCUACAAGCAUCGUGCGAAUCAGCAUCCGAACCAGCAAGCCGGUCAAACAUUUCCGUGCGAAACGUGUGGCGAGCAGUUCGCACAGAAACCGCUUUUACUGAAGCAUCGUCGGAGCGCCCAUCUGAGCCAGCUCGUCUGUCCGGAGUGCGGCAAGCUGUUUAGCAGCUCGUCUACGCUGAAUCGGCACCUGGAAACGCACAGCGACACCCGGAAGUACGGCUGCUCGUUCUGCGAGCUGUCGUUCACGCAGCAAACCUCGCUCAAGAACCAUGUCCGGAACCGGCACACCGGGGAAACUCCGUUCGGCUGCGACAAGUGCGGGGAAGCCUUCCGGGAUAGUUCGAAGUUUUACAAGCACCGGGCCAAGUGCCGGGUGGAGUCGGUGGAGGUCGCGGUUAAGACGGAACCGGAAAAUCCGCUGGGGGAUGAUCCGUGUCCGUGAACUUUGGACAGUCAUUGAAUAAACCAUAAAAUAUAAACAAAA